AUGCAGCAGCCUGGUAUCAGCAUCCAACAGCCUGGUGUCAGCAUGCAGCAAUCAGGUGUCAGCAUGCAGCAACAUGGUGUCAGCAUCCAGCAACCUGGUGUCAGCAUCCAGCAACCUGGUGUCAGCAUUCAGCAACCUGGUGUCAGCAUCCAGCAGCCUGGUCCUCCCUGGAGCCAGGACAACAGCGCGUGUAUGGUCUCCGCCUUUAUGAGGUACACCAACGCUAUCGCUGAGUGGACCACUCUAGGACUGAUGGCUUUAGAAAGGUGUAUAACUAUCUACAACUACCGCCACAGUGUUGGUCCUAGCUCCUGGUUCACUACUAGGAAGACUAUCGCCUACUGUUGUACUAUCUGGCUCUUGAGUCUGGCUUGCCAGAUGCCUACUUUGACAGGGAAGUUCGGGAAGUUCUCGUACAACGCAGACUAUGCCAAGUGUGAUUUCACGUUCAACAGAACACAAUACGGUGUGUUCUCCCCCAGGAAUAUGUUCUUCAUGCUGGAGAGUAUGAUUCCUUGCAUACUGAUCAUGAUUGGUUAUGUUGUAAUUCUUGUGCAAGUUCAUACCAGCAGCAGCCAUGUCCUCUCUUUCUUGAGGUCACGUUCAACUCAGCGUUCCGUGUCGCUCCGCCGGAGCCGCACCACCCGGGUCAUCGUCAAGCUUCUGCUGGUCUACCUUGUGUGUGUCAUCCCCGUCUGUGUCUACAACAUCUCCCUGGGAGAUGACGUCUCUCAGAAGAAGGAACUGGGAAUCGUGCUCUACUGCAUCUACUGGUUCCAGUACUGCAUUAACAACUUUGUCUAUGUGGUCAGUAAUGAGAGGUACCGCAAUGCUUACUGGCAGUUCCUGUGCUUCAUGCUGUGCAGGGAGAUACCCUGGGUGCCUCCGCCGGGGGCACGGAUCAAGCGGAAGUCCCAGGUGUUUGCAAUAUCCGGUAUGAAGUACCAAGAGGCAUCCAGUUCAAAGGAACAGUAUUCUUCUGGUUCAAAGUACCAGUACGAUGCAUCCAGUUCGACGUACCAGUAUUCAUCUGGUUCAAAGUACCAGUAUGAUGCAUCUGGUUUGAUGUACCAGCAUGUAUCCGGUUCGGAGGACCAGUAUGAGAGGAGGAUUUCCAGGUUCCGGACACCUUCAGAGUGCGAGGAGGCCUGGAGGCUGGCCUCCAGGGGGUACUACAUCAACCACGAGGAGGAGGAGGAGGACUCCAGCUCAGUUUCCUCCAGCAGCCGGCCAAGUCAUUCCAAGGGCCUAGCCCUCAGGGCUAACCUAGCCAGGUCCCUCUCCACCAGCCUCAAAUCUUCCUCGUCAAGCUCCCAGGGGCUGGUCAGGUCCACCUGCUACCUCAAGAAAGACAUAAUGGGGGCCAGAAACAAGCUCCGGAGAGCUCUCUCCCUCUGAAUCUGCAACCUCUCGACCUCUGCAAUUGCUUGUUUGUGCAAGUUUAACACUCUCCUCUUCAGUCCAGGGGUUGCAGAGAAUUUUGGUCACUUUCUCAACACUUUCCUGAACUUCACGAUAGUGUGAAAGUUGCAAUGAUGACCGGGACAUGUUUCACUCUCUGUAGAGCUUCAUCAGGGCAUGUUUCACUCUCUGUAGAGCUCUAUCAUGUCAUGUUUUAAUCUGGGUAGAGCAUUAUCAGAUCAUGUAGAGCGUUAUCACAUGUUUCACUCUGGGUAGAGCUUUAUCACAUGUUUCACUCUGGGUAGAGCUUUAUCAUGUCAUGUUUCACACAGUGUAGAGCUUUAUCAGAUCAAGUUUAACUCUGUGUAGAGCUGUAUUGGAUUACACGCACUCGAACAUAAUUUGAGAAAGCUCUACACUGAGUGAAACAUAACUUGAUAAAGCUCUACACUGAGUGUAACAUAACUUGAUAAAGCUCUACACUGAGUGAAACAUAACUUGAUAAAGCUCUACACUGAGUGAAACAUAACUUGAUAAAGCUCUACACUGAGUAAAACAUAACUUGAUAAAGCUCUAUACUGAGUGAAACAUAACUUGAUAAAGCU
Molecule: messenger RNA, 2006 nt
Organism: Cherax quadricarinatus
Lineage: Eukaryota; Metazoa; Arthropoda; Malacostraca; Decapoda; Parastacidae
Source: RefSeq, a predicted model, not a curated record